UGACAGUUGUGAGGUUCAGCAGCGUGGAGUAGUUCAACCUGCAGCUCAAACAGUGUACUUUUGAACUAUAGUCUCGAGAAACCACUCGUACCAGGGAAAGUCAACAGGCUUUAUUCAAGACUUUUAGUUUAUAGCUUCUCGUGGCGAGUUAGAGAUUUUACUUCCUACCUGUGAAGGAGCUGUCCUUUUUUAUUCGUCUAGCCAGUGCGGCUUCCUCCGGUACUGUGAGCAAGCUGGAUUCCCGCAGCUCCUCACCAUGUCUGGCGGGUUAUAGAUAUUCCAUGGAGCAACCAAACCUCUAUGAGGUCGCCCCACGAUCCAUAAUGACCAGCCAAGUCCAGAGUCAGAGUCAGCAAAGCGCCUACUGCUACAAAGAGCCCUCCGCUGCUGGACCCGUCGCCGGAGCAGGAGGAGACCUCGGCGAGAUGUGUGAGAACGAGAACUCCAUUGACAUCAGCGCCUACAUUGACCCCGCAGCGUUCAACGACGAGUUCCUGGCUGAUCUAUUCCACAACAGCUCGAAGCAAGAGAAACUCAAGCUGGCGAACAGUGAGUACGAAUCCUACCCCCACGGGGUGAGCUCUGGCCCGGGGCCGCACCACCAACAGCACCAGCAGCAGCAGCACCAGCAGCAGCAGCAGGGCUAUGGUUGUAUGCCCGGGUAUAUGGACACAUCUAAACUUGAACCCAUUUACGACACCCAGUCGACGAGAAUCAGACCUGUGGCGAUAAAGCAAGAGCCCAGAGAAGAAGACGAAAUGAGCCAUUCUCUGCCCCCCACCUACCACCAUUCCCACCAGCAUCUCCCACAGCACCUAUCCCAUCUCCAGUACCAGAUUGCGCACUGCGCUCAGACAACCAUGCAUCUCCAACCGGGACAYCCGACGCCUCCACCGACUCCCGUUCCGAGCCCACACCACAGGGAUGGCAGCAUGUCCUCCGUUGGAUCCAUGAAGAUGAUGGGACGCGACGAACGAGACCGGGACCGAGACCGGGGUAAAUCCAAAAAGCGUGUCGACAAGGCCAGCACGGAGUACCGGUUGAGGCGUGAGAGGAACAACGUCGCGGUGAGGAAGAGUAGAGACAAGGCGAAAAUGCGCAAUGUAGAGACGCAGCAUAAAGUGGUAGAGCUGGCGUCGGACAACGAAAGACUACGGAAGAGAGUGGAACAUCUUACCCGCGAACUGGACACAUUAAGGGGCAUCUUCAGACAACUUCCCGAUGGAUCUUUCAAACCCAUGGCCAACUGCCAGUGAUCACGGACUAUAGUGUUUUUUUUACAUUAUGACUUUUAAACACGUACUUGUACACGUCUCCCGGGUAUAGCCUACCGCGCUAUAGAUUCAUCUGACAGAUUGUGACUGCAACAGUUUGUUUCUUUAAGGAGAGACAGGGCAGCUGAGGUAUUCAUGCCUACUGUACUUAAACAUUAAGGAGAGACAGGGCAGCUGAGGUACACAUGCCUUCUGUACUUAAACAUUAAGGAGAGACAGGGCAGCUGAGGUACACAUGCCUUCUGUACUUAAACAUUAAGCUCAUUUCUCCACGUUUGAACAGUGGACCUGUGUUUUUGUGUGUGUGUGUGUGUGUGUGCCUUUUAUUAUAUAACAUUGUGUGUUUAGCCACGCAACAACCACAUAUCAGUGCAGCUGAAGGCGCAAAGGCACAAUCAUCACGAGCCUGCUCGAUGUUCAUGUUUUAACGUUAACAUCUCAAUACCGUGUUCUUGUCUUACUAAACUAAAACAUUUGUGCAUUUGACUUAUAGAGCUUACAGUAUAUUAUUAAACUGUAAAGUGCACACAGCUUUCCAAAUAAGUKAAWUUUUUUUUGCAWAGCAAAAUAAAAUCUGAGCGGUGAUCAGAAUGUUUCCCAUUUAUUGGUGUUCAGACAGGAAGCCCAUAUAAGGUACAGAGAUAGCAUAUAUAUAUCCUGCUGCUGUCUGCUGUGUUCAGCAUUCACACAUCGGGGAGAUCUAUGGACUGAAUUAAAUGCCACAGCAAACGACUGCAAAUGUGUUCUACUGUGGCACCCGCUUCUUCACGAGCCGUUUUGUUGUGCGCGCUAUAAAUGUCUUCAAAAUACAACCGAAUGAGGCACAUUGUAUUUCUUCCAUACGUUUGGGUACUAAUCUGAACACGCCUCUCAGUGUAAAUAAAACUCUUUAUAAACUCAAAGUAUAGCUUUGUAUUUAUGUAUUAUUGAUUAAAAAAAAUAAAAUGUGAAAA
This is a messenger RNA of Salvelinus sp. IW2-2015, 2227 nucleotides long. The record is from RefSeq and is a predicted model, not a curated record. Lineage: Eukaryota; Metazoa; Chordata; Actinopteri; Salmoniformes; Salmonidae.